This is a messenger RNA of Helianthus annuus (common sunflower), 1732 nucleotides long. RefSeq names its product cytochrome P450 89A2-like. The transcript has a single exon. NCBI's taxonomy places the organism in Eukaryota, Viridiplantae, Streptophyta, Magnoliopsida, Asterales, Asteraceae. The record is from RefSeq and is a predicted model, not a curated record. Bases 23 to 1567 code for a protein of 514 amino acids. Gene Ontology annotation, cellular component: membrane. Gene Ontology annotation, molecular function: oxidoreductase activity, acting on paired donors, with incorporation or reduction of molecular oxygen, NAD(P)H as one donor, and incorporation of one atom of oxygen; iron ion binding; heme binding.
GACAACCAUUAGUUUAUCGAACAUGGAGACAUGGACCACAUGGUUCAUCACUAUCCUUUCCCUCUGCAUCGCCGCCCUUAUCAGAUCCAUAUUAUCCCACCGGAGACACCACACCAAACUACCACCAGGACCAUCACUUCUUCACUCCAGCUUCCUCCUGCUUACAAAUUCUCCCUUAAAGUUCGAACCCGUCCUCAUAAGUCUCAAGGCCCGGUAUGGACCACUCUUCACUCUUUCUUCCGGACUUCAAACCAACAUCUUCGUAGGCGACCAUUCUCUUGCACACCAACUCUUAGUUCAAAAGGGUGCGAUCUUCUCCGACCGCCCUACAACCGUUCCAGUGCGCACUAUCUCCACUUCUUCGUAUGGCCCUACUUGGCGGAUCCUCCGCAGGAAUCUUGCCUCUGAGGUUAUGCAUCCCGCCCGCAUCAGAUCCUACUCUUGGGCCCGCAAGUGGGUGCUUCAGAUACUGAUUGAGCGACUUCUAGAAUGUCAAUGUCAAGAGAGUGAGGGGAUCAAGGUGGUUGACCAUUUUCAGUAUGCUAUGUUUUGUCUGUUGGUUUUUAUGUGUUUUGGAGAGAAGCUUGAUGAGAGUAAGAUUAAUGAGAUCGUGAGAGUGCAGCGGAAUAUGUUGAUAAAACUUGGAUCAGGGCGUUUUACCGUGCUCACUAUUUUCCCGAAGUUGGGGAAAAUAGUGUUUAGAAAUAGAUGGAAAGAGUUUGAGAAAUUGCGUGGUGAUAGAGAAAAAGUUUUGGUUCCACUCAUUAAGUCUAGAAUCGGAUCGACUAACUCUGACCGGGAAUUAGGAAAUGAACGGAUUGUGGCUUACGUUGACACAUUGGUGAAUCUACAGCUUCCGGAUGAAGAAGCUGAUAAUGGAAAUGAUGGAAGGCUAACCGCCAGGGAAAUGUCGAGCAUGUGUAGCGAGUUUCUUAAUGCGGGUACGGAUACCACGUCUACUGCGCUACAAUGGAUCAUGGCUAAUCUAGUGAAGCAUCCUCGCAUUCAGAGCAAGCUAUAUGAUGAAAUUGUUGCAGUGGUCGGACCACCACCAUCAAGAAAAGGGGUGGAGCUAGAAUCGAUUAUAAACGAAGAGGAUCUAGAGAAAAUGUCGUACCUGAAAGCAGUGGUUUUGGAGGGGCUGAGAAGACACCCACCUGGACAUUUUGUGCUGCCCCAUAGGGUCAUGAAAGAGGUAGAGGUGCAAGGCUACACGAUUCCAGAGGGUUCAACCAUCAAUUUCAUGGUGGGUGAGAUGGGUCUGGACCAAAAGGUCUGGGAUGAUCCCAUGGAGUUCAAACCAGAGCGGUUCUUGGUGAAUGAUGGUGUGUUUGAUGUAACCGGAAGAAAAGGGAUAAAGAUGAUGCCUUUUGGUGCUGGACGAAGGAUAUGCCCUGGUUCGGAUUUGGCUCUACUUCAUUUGGAAUAUUUUGUUGCCAAUUUGAUUUGGUAUUUCCAUUGGAGUGUUCCUGAUGGUUCUCCUGUUGAUCUUUCUGAGAAGACCGAGUUCACUGUAGUCAUGAAGAAUCCUCUUAGAGCACAACUUUCUUCUCGGGUGCAAGAAUGAACCACCCGAGUCGAUAUGCAUAUACACAACAUGUUUAGAAUUUACAAACAUUACAAUUUUGUUUUCUGGCGUUCGACUAAUUGUGUAAUCGUAUGUUUUCAUAUUGUUUCCCUUAAUGAAUAAUGAUUAUGAUGGUGUCAAGUGGCACUUGCCAUUUCCCUCUUA